AUGGAGGUGUUCAUCCACGAGGACUACGUGAACAAACGCAGCGAGGUGAGGAGGGAGCAGAGGCGGCGGCAGCUGCAGAUGCUGCGGGUGGAGGGCAACCCCGACGCCGCGUCCCGGCAGGCGCUGCUGGCAAGCCGGGAGAGCCCGAGGGCGCCGGCUCAGUGCCUGACGCCAACCGGCGCGUCGCCGUCCAGCGUCAGAUCCCCAACUGCGAGCGCGCUGCAGUCGCCGGCCGCAGCAGCGGCGGGGGAGGCUGCUGUUGGUUGGCCGUCGGAGCAUCGCCGCCUCUACGACUGCCUCAAGCCGUACUAG
This is a messenger RNA of Miscanthus lutarioriparius, 312 nucleotides long. The record is from the annotation of a GenBank genome assembly. NCBI's taxonomy places the organism in Eukaryota, Viridiplantae, Streptophyta, Magnoliopsida, Poales, Poaceae.